Gavia stellata (red-throated loon) is the source of this 1659-nucleotide messenger RNA. RefSeq lists its product as uncharacterized. Lineage: Eukaryota; Metazoa; Chordata; Aves; Gaviiformes; Gaviidae. The record is from RefSeq and is a predicted model, not a curated record.
AUGGCUGUCAGGAAAGACUGGGGAUUGAAGAACCCAGCAAGCCACACUAAGGAGGGUAAGGAAAAGUCUCCUGUCCAGGCCUCCAGCUCCUUGACGCGAGCUGGCGCAGCACAGGCAGAGAGCCAGGCACCUGCCCCACACAGCCCCGCAGCCUAUGAGGCAGCUCUGCGGGAGACAGCCCGGUGCCUCGUGAAUGGGGCCCUGGGCAAGGCUUUCACUUGGAGCCGGGGACCCAGGCAGCAGCCGGUGCCACAGCGGGACCUGGCACAAAGCAUGGAUGUGGCAACGGCAGCAAGAACACCUGCAACGCCUCGGGACACAGAGUCUCCCUUGGCUGGAGAGCCUCAGGGAGAGGCCAGCACAGCCCCUCUCAUCCCCGCGGCAUGCCAGGAUGGAGAAAACAUGGCUUCUCCCAUGUCUGGAGAUCAUCAAGGAGAGGCCAGCACAGCCAUUGUCUCCCUGGUAGUGCACAAGGAUGAAGUGGCUUCUUCAAUGCCUCAAAACCCUGCAGCAGACACUGGCACACCCCACCUUGCCCCAGCAGCGGACAAGGAAAGAGACCCAGUGGCUUCUCCCUUGGCUCGGGACCCUCAGCAACAGGUGAGCCAGGCAUGUGUGGUCAGCAGCAGGCAUCCCCAGGUGCCAGAGGUAGACGGUGCCCAAGCUGUGCGCGGCAGGGAGAUGCCUGGUGCUCUCCGUGUCAUCCCGCUGACAUCCCUUCCUCUCCUACCUGUGCUCUUGCUCUCCCCAUGCAGGCGGCCUCAGAGCACAGAGGCGAUGCGCAGCCCUCCUCUGCCUCCAGGGACAUGCCCGAGGAUGACCCAGGUACGUCCCCGAGUCGAGCACUGCCCCGGCAAGGGCAGGCCUGGCCCGGCUCUCCCAGUGAGCAGCACCCAGGCCAGGCCGGCAGUGCUGUUCACCUGGGGCCUGGCCAUGCCCUGGCCACCCCUCCCUGGGGAAAGCCCUCAGUGGCGAGUGGCAGGCGAGCUUGCCUGUCACCCGCCCAGCCCCUUGCCUACAGCUCUCCUUCCCCCACAGGCAUGGCCGCCCUCCCGCACACCCCAGCUCAAUGGCGAUGGCCCUCCUUCUUCAGAAGGGCGCUCAGGGCUCUGCGCACAGCUUUCUGCUGUACCUGCAUCACGGGACAGCAAGAGGAACAGCGCCCCGCUGCCAGCACCAUGUGGCUCUCCGAAGAUGGCAGCUGGCCCUGAGCCUGCAAGCAUCCAGAAGGAGCGGCAAGGGGAGGCACGUGAGGGAUGGGUGCAUGGACAGCGCCCCAGGCAUUCAGCUGCCCUGAGGACAUUCUGCUGCCAGCCUCCGCUCGGAAUCGUGCCCCGGACACCGCCAUGCUGCGGCGGCAGCGCUGCCUCGCACCGGUACCGUGCUGGCGCCGCAGUACCGCGCUUUGGCCACAAGGCGGCAGCAGCAGCGAGCGCCCGGCGGGCGGCACUUGCCCAGGGGCGGCAGUUCCGCCUUUCGUGUGGCGAGUGCCCGCCGACACCGCGCACGCGGGGCGGCAGCAGCGUUUCCGUAACGGGAGGCGGCAACGAGCACGGCGGCAUCGCCUCGCAGGCACUGCCGUUAUCGGCGGAUGGCAGGGUGGAGCACGGUGCGCCCCCAUGCCGCCCGCCUGUGUUUCGUUCGCCAGACCGGCAGUGA